AUGCCACGAAAGAAACAGAUCAAAUCAACUCGGGUGCUUGACCCUGCCGUAUGGGAUCAAGUAGUUGAUUCACCUGAGGGAGCAAAACACGAAGCAUCCGCGAAACAUGUCGCAAAGCUGGGUGAUUUUCAUGCCAUGCGCGCCACAGCUGCAGAACUCCGGGAGGACAACCAACAAAAUCUCGAUGAAGGUGGCAAUGUUGAGCCAGCUAGCGCGGUAUUGGCGCCGGAAAUAGGAAACCCAGCAAACGAGCAGGUGUGCCCACCAGAGCUGCUAACAUGGGCCCCAUACGCGGGAAUUGCACAUUUCCCCGAUGGCAUGAUCCGUGAGGAUAAUCACACAAUCGAUGGAGCUGGUAGUCAGUUUAGCAAGGAAAUCUCUGACUCAGACUAUGUUCCAUCUGAAGCUCGGUCUGUACUACUCUCUGAAUUGGACUCCGACAAUGAGGCCAACGGCGAAGGGUGGGAGAUGAACCCCGGGGAUCUCAGAGCUAUGGUUGAAGCAGUCAUGCCUUCAGUACAAGGAACUCGUCCUCAACUGCCACCGACCCAAAAGCAUCGGCAGACUGAUAAAUCGUGGUGGCCCUUCCGUUCCAAAGAGUUAAUGUUCCGACUAUUUGGAAUCAAGCUACCUGAUUGGACCACCAUUCGUCGGGCGAAGGCCGACAUGCGGGCCCUACUUAAAAUGGAUGUCCAGUAUUCGAAAUCCAUCUUCAACACACCCACCUACGCAUUAAGUCUCAAGCAGAUCCUUGCCCAGGAAAUAGCCAACCCCUUAGUUAGUCCAGUCCUAGAAUUCUAUCCCCAAGACGCACGGGGUAAAGAUAUAUACAAGUUGUCUCAGUCUUGGAAGUGGCUAGAGGGGCUGGACUCAUCUUCGCGUGCGCCCAUGGUCCGAACAGAAAAUGUCGGAGGCGAAAUGUGGUCCAAAUGUGUCCCUCUUGAAUUCAAUCCUGAAGUCAAUGGGCCCCAUCUCCGGUUGACGAUCCCGGGGCAUACUUCUUUCACAUCGGCACAUGUGCUCACUAUUCCGGUGGUGUUGUGA
Messenger RNA from Puccinia triticina, 1044 nucleotides. RefSeq lists its product as uncharacterized. Lineage: Eukaryota; Fungi; Basidiomycota; Pucciniomycetes; Pucciniales; Pucciniaceae. The transcript is spliced from 6 exons. The coding region runs from base 1 to 1044 and encodes 347 amino acids. The record is from RefSeq and is a predicted model, not a curated record.